GCAUGCUUAGUUGCGAUUUUCCCUUUCCAUUUCUUCACUCACUCACCGCUCACUUGUCUCUCUUUUAUCUGCGGUACACUAUCGUGUGAUACGGUACGACAUUCAGAUUUCUUGUACGCUGGUUUUCCUGCGAUUAUUUUAGCUAAUGAUUUACAACCAUGGUUAUUGAUACUUGCUCUGUAUGUAUUGUUUCAGUUAGGGUAGAGGAAACGCUAGCAAAAUAAAUUUUUGUGUAAUUUCUAGCAUACAUUCGUUCGGUUUUCGUUUCUUUUUUCUUUGGUUGUUGCCUCUGCUAUAUGAUUUAAUACUGUUUUUUUUUAAUUCAACUUAGGCUUUGAGUUAUUCCCAGCGCCAGUUGCAGAGAGCUGAAUAGUGAAACAUCACAGAUGGUCCAUAUGCCAGCAUCUCUAGGUGGGGUUUAUAAACUUGUAUCCUCCUCCCGGAUUGAAAGGCUACUUUCCCUUUUACAUUCCAAACAAACUCUGCCACCGUGGCUUAAGACUGUCCGCCAUUUUAGCUUCGCCGAUGAUCGCAGUGGCAGCAUCAAACAACCCGUUGCAGAAUCUGAUGACUUUUUUCUUAAACAGUCAGACUCAAAUUUUAAUGACAAUAAUAUCAACAGAAUUGAGGAGGCAAACAAUGUUGAACAGUGUUUGUCAGAACGAUUUCCAAGUAGGCCUUUGAGUGGUAGGAGGCCAAUUAAUCAGCCUCUUCCACAGUUCCGGGAAUACAAUAGAGGCUCAUAUUCUUUUCCUCCAAGAUUUGAUGACAACCGAGGCAUACCUGAUGAAAUGAACGAAACAAAUAAACAUUCCCAAAUUGAUCCUGCAUUUCAAGGUGGAAAUAUGACAGAAACGAAUAGGGGUGCCAGUCAAUCAGGUGAUAGUUUCCUUGAUAAAUUCAAGCUUGGUUUUGAUAAUAAAACAGUGAAUCCCACAGAGGUUGCAGCAAGUAAUCAAUCUGAAGAAGCAAAAGGAUCAAAUCCCAAUCAAUCAACUCGAGAGUCUAUGCCAAAGGAUGCCGAUGAGAUCUUCAAGAAGAUGAAGGAAACUGGUCUUAUCCCCAAUGCUGUGGCUAUGCUUGAUGGUCUAUGUAAAGAUGGUUUGGUUCAAGAAGCCUUGAAACUUUUUGGUUUGAUGCGGGAGAAGGGAACCAUCCCAGAAAUUGUCAUAUACACAGCUGUAGUGGAGGGAUACUUGAAGGCCCACAAGGCUGAUGACGCCAUUAGGAUUUUCAGGAAAAUGCAGAGUAAUGGCAUUUCUCCCAAUGCUUUCAGUUACACGGUCCUUAUACAAGGACUCUACAGGUGUAGCAGAUUACCGGAUGCUUUUGAAUUUUGUGUGGAGAUGUUAGAAGCAGGUCAUUCUCCAAACGUAACAACUUUCGUAGGCCUAGUGGAUGAUUUCUGCAAGGAAAAAGGGGUCGAAGAAGCUAAGGGUGCUAUCAGAACAUUAAUAGAAAAGGGUUUUGCUGUUAACGAGAAAGCAGUUAGGGAGUUUUUGGACAAGAAAUCCCCUUUUUCACCCUCUGUUUGGGAGGCCAUCUUUGGGAAGAAAGCCCCACAGAGACCAUUUUAAAUAUCUUUUGGACAAUGUAAACGUUUAUCUAGAUUAUCUAACUGAUUUGCCAGACUAUUUUCUGUCUUUAUGUAAUUGUUAAUUUGGUUGCACAUAUUGAAAUUUGUUACCAAAGGUUCAAC
Molecule: messenger RNA, 1699 nt
Organism: Abrus precatorius (Indian licorice)
Lineage: Eukaryota; Viridiplantae; Streptophyta; Magnoliopsida; Fabales; Fabaceae
Product: pentatricopeptide repeat-containing protein At4g38150
Exons: 2
Coding region: 387-1577 (396 amino acids)
Molecular function (GO): protein binding
Source: RefSeq, a predicted model, not a curated record